UGAAAAUAGCAGCCCGUAUGCUCUCAUACUCCCCACGACCACCCCUUGUCUUGCACAGACAAUUCUCCAUAUGAUCACCACCGCCAUCCUUCCCACUCAACCCGCAUCAUGAUUCUCAGCGGACUUGAAGUCGUCACCCGCCAACUGGUGCGGAAUCUCCGCGGUGCCACCCAGCAACAACCCUGCGGCAUUGAUCUCACCCUUCGUCAGAUCUCCAAAUGGACCUCCGCAGCGACUAUUGACUUCGAUAAUACGAAGCGCCAGGCAGCCAGAACCUCUAUCUUGCCGUUUGAUAACACAAGUCACGCCAUAACACUGCCACCAGGCGCUUAUUUGGUCGACUUCAACGAAUCCGUUCACAUUCCACGGGACUGUAUGGGUAGCAUUUUCGCGCGGUCAUCCCUCUGGCGCUCUGGGGUGGGAAUUACGGCGGGUGUUGUCGACGCCGGGUAUGAAGGUGCUUUAGGUGCCCUGAUGGAGGUCAAGAAUCCCCACAGCGUCGUUCUGCAUCGAGACGCCAAGCUCGCGCAGAUUGUCUUUGAGGAGUUGAGCGAAGAGGUGGAAGGAUAUAAUGGCAUCUACCAAGCUUCGACGAGCAGUGCCGGGCGUGAUGGAACGGAUCAGACUUCAAAGUCUUGUGCAGGGAAGAACUUAUGAAUGAGACAUGUAUUGGAACGAUCGGCGGCAUCAUAGCUGGACCCAUAUACCCAGUUUGUAUGGAGUUAUCCUUCCCCCACUAAAUUCCCCUCCAGCCGAUCCACGAUCCACAGAAUCAAGCAAGGCGUGCGGCUACAUCCGCAGCUCGAUCGUCGAGUGUACCACCAGGUACUUCUAUUCGAUACUAAGAUGGUGCGGCUGUUGCUACAUCUGUUGCAUCUACCCCAGUACUACCAGGCUUUACAUCUUUAGUUCCUCCUUCUCUGCUGUCUUUACCAUCAGCCCUGGACUCGACCAGCGGAUUCGCAAUUGUAAUUUUGCUACAACGCGCCGCCACUGGCGUAAUCGCCCCCUUGUGACGCGCAGAUUGUCCAACUUGGAGUGCUGUUUUGAUAUCAAUAGGUUUCUCUUGGGAAUUCUUAUCAUAAUUGUGUUAACGUAAAUGAACCGAGCA
Molecule: messenger RNA, 1111 nt
Organism: Aspergillus vadensis CBS 113365
Lineage: Eukaryota; Fungi; Ascomycota; Eurotiomycetes; Eurotiales; Aspergillaceae
Product: putative dUTPase
Exons: 1
Coding region: 109-657 (182 amino acids)
Source: RefSeq, a predicted model, not a curated record